GCUAUAAAUUAGCUAUUGAACUUGCUGGUACAUCAGUGCAGUGAAACGGAUUUCAGGACUAUUCCGGCCGCACCAUGAACAGCGCAAUAGUGGUGAUAUUUGUAGCAAUUUUAGGAUAUUCAACAUGUGCUCCACAAAGGGGCGCAUUUAGACCUCAACCACCAGGACCCUCCGGACAAAUUAUAAGGAUAAUUUCACAGACUCAAGAUGGGCCAAAUGUUGAUGGAUCAUACCAAUGGAGCUAUGAAGCUGAAAACGGUAUCAGAGCCCAAGAGAGGGGUCAAGUGAAGGGUCAGGGUCCCGAAGGUGGUAUAAUGGACGCCCAGGGUGAUUUCUCGUACACUGCCCCUGAUGGUACACCCAUCUCGCUGCAAUAUGUUGCCAAUGAGGGUGGAUUCCAACCCCAGGGUGCCCAUUUGCCCACCUCACCUCCGAUACCAGAGGCCAUCCAAAGAGCUUUGGCUUACAAUGCAGCCCAUCCAGAAGAGGACGAUGGUGGUCAAGCCAGAGGUAGCUUCAAUGCUAGAGGAUAACCUGGAUUUUCUUAGGCCUAUUUAUUGAUACAUUAUAACUUGUUCUGUGUUUAUGGCAUGUCCCCACAUGUUCUGUGAGAUAUUUACCACUGUAUAAAGAAGCUGUAAUAAAUAAUGCAAUUUUGAAUAAGAAAUAAUAUUUUUAGUGAAGU
This is a messenger RNA of Brassicogethes aeneus, 685 nucleotides long. The record is from the annotation of a GenBank genome assembly. Lineage: Eukaryota; Metazoa; Arthropoda; Insecta; Coleoptera; Nitidulidae.